Caenorhabditis auriculariae is the source of this 4963-nucleotide messenger RNA. NCBI's taxonomy places the organism in Eukaryota, Metazoa, Nematoda, Chromadorea, Rhabditida, Rhabditidae. The record is from the annotation of a GenBank genome assembly.
AUGGAGCUCGAUGGCUCGUUCAUCUUCGCCCUACAACCAAUUCUGGUCAUUUUCGGGUCUCUACUCAAUUCUCUUCAAUUGUAUCUCGCCAUUUUUGAAACACCGAAGCCUCUUAAGCGAUAUUCCAUUUUCAUCGUCGUUUUCGCUCUUGCAGAUAUCGGUUCAAGCGUUGGAGAGCUUGUCAGCCGUACCAGGUAAAGUUAAGCUCGGAAAAAUAAAACACAAAUGUAACAGAAUAAUCGCGUCGCCUGUGGCAAUCGGCAUGGUGAGCGUUGGAAUUUGCUCUUACAGUGGCCCAAAGACGUGUUACGCAUGGUAGGAAACUUUCGGGAAUAACUCUUCUAAGCUAAUUAUUCAGGCAGAGCAUCACAGCACACUUCAUGAUUUACUCAGUCUAUUUGAUGUUCGUGUCUUUCGGCUACCGCUACUACGUCAUAUAUCGUGGUCCAACUUCAGUCACGACUAUUUUUCUGAGUCUUGGAAUAUCCUAUAUUCCAUCGUUCAUUCAAGUGGUGAAUACUGAGAAAUAAAACCGGAAAAUCGGAUAAAAAAACCUCAGAUUGCCUACACUUUUGCGCAGGACGAUCCAGAACUUGUCCGUCAAGUAGUUCAGCAACGAUUUCCUCAUUAUGAUUUGUCCCACACAGUCGUCAGUGGAAAUCUCAACUAUUCUCAUCCAGCCGUACUAUACACAUGCGUUAAUAUGGUCCUCUCAACGCCGCUUUUAUACGCUGGGAUACUGUACUUCCGGAAGAAGGUUCUUUGGAAACUACAGAGUUUGUCAAGGAGUUUGUCGAACCACACGAAAAGUAUGCAUGAGCAGCUACUCAAGGUCACUGUUCACCUUUUCAGACUGAACUUGGUUAAUUCAGGCUCUGACGUUCCAAGCAAUGCUCCCGGCAUUAUUUGCCAUUGGAUCAGGCUCUUUCGCCAUCGCCGCCCUCGACAUUGCCCAUCAUCCAAUUUUAGAACACCUAGUUAUGACGUCCUGCUGCGCAUCACCAGCUCUAUCCCCUCUGGGCUCAAUACUAUUUAUCAAGCCCUAUAGAGAUUUCGUGAAGCGUCGGUUGUUACGUCGCCCCGUGAGCCAAGUUGAAGCAACUACGAACUUGAGGACCAUUGAGAUUUAUUGAAAAAUAAAUUAUAAAGCUGAACUCUUCCGCAUACUACAUGGCGCUGUUUGAAACGGCGUGUGUCCACUUAAAAAUGCCUUUUUUUAUUCUAAUAUUCAUGAAGCCGUAUAUUCCUUUUGAUAUCUGAACACAUCAAAUUAAGUUCCUGAAGAUUCAUUAACUAUCUCGAAACUAAGAAAAUGAAAUAAAAAUGGUGGGAAAUUAUUUUCGAUCACCACUUUUACGAAAAAAUAUCUUCUGCUUCAAGCUUUUGCACAAUUUCUCAGUCGUACUUUCGAAUAAAUUCUUUCUUAAAGGACAUUUUGAUGAUGUACGUCAGGAGACUUCAGUGAAGAAAAGAAAAAGCUGAAAAAUCGACUCUUUAAAAGAUUUAAUAGUUCCCCGGUGUCCAAUUUGGCGUUUGGGGCGUUUUGAUUGUUAGAUUUUUUUUUUUGAAAAAUAAAGAAUAACAGUUUAGUCCAUUCAUUCAGAGUCUCGUCGCGGAUGGAGCUCGACGGCUCGUUCUUAUUCGCUUUACAGCCAAUUCUAGUGAUUUUUGGGUUCUUUUUGAAUUCUUUUCAGUUGUACUUGGCUAUUUUCAAGACUCCAGAACCAUUGAGAAGAUAUUCGAUUCUGAUAAUAGCCUUCGCUCUUACUGACAUUGGUACCAGUAUUGGCGAGAUCGUCGGGCGUACCAGGUAAAACUCAGACUUUCAGACAAAACUUGGAUUUUUUAAAGCCGUAAAAAAUCUCGAAACUAGCGGUGGUAUAAAUUCAUUCCUUUUUAGUUCAAUUUUUUUAUUUCCUUCUACUCUUCUUCCCGAAAUCUCUUCAAACAUCGGAUUCAAUUUUUUCUCCUUUUUGACUGAAAUUAUUUUGCCGCGAACUAACGCGAUUUCUGCAAUUUCAUUUAUUUAUAACUUCCCACGCUUCAGAGGCCUUGCAAAAAGAGAGCAAAAUGAAAUAAAUUGCUGAAAAAAACACGAGAAAGCGCGAAAAAUUAUAGACAAUUGACAUUCUAAACGAGCUACGAAAUAAAGUUAGCGGUGCGACAAAAAAAAUCUAACGAAUAAAAACUGAAACUUCUUUAGAAUGGUCGCAUGGCCGCAGGCUCUUGGUAUGGUUAGUAUUGGUUUGUGCACUUACGGAGGUCCCAUUUCUUGCUACAUUUGGUACGAAAAAAAUUACAAAGGAAUCGUAAAAACAGAAAAACCUCAGGCAAAGCAUUACGGGGCAUUUUUUAAUUUACUCAGUCUAUCUGAUGUUCGUCUCUUUUGGCUAUCGUUAUUAUGUGAUUUAUCACGGCCCGACUUCCGUCAAGGCAAUACUUAUGAGUAUUGGGAUUUCCUAUAUUCCAUCUUUCACACAAGUGGUGACAACCUGGACUUUUACUCAAAACAUUCAAAAAUUCGUCACAGAUUGUUCACUGCCUCGCGAUGGACGAUCCAGAACUGGUCCGUCAAGCUGUUCAACGUCGAUUUCCUCAUUAUAACUUGACCAAUACUGUGGUCAGCGGCAAUCUUGAUUAUACCCGCCCGGUUCUGCUCUACCUAAGUGUCCAUAUGACAUGUUCGGCGCCUUUUCUGUACGCCGGUAUACUCUACUUCCGCAGAAAGGUUCUUCAGAAGUUGGACAACUUAUCUAACAGUUUGUCAAGUCACACGAGAAGUAUGCACGAGCAACUGUUGAAGGUAAACGGACUGGAACGCUCAAGUUUUAUUCAACGAAUCUAUUUUUGUUAUAUUAGACCUGCGGAACAUCAGGCGCAGAUUUGUUCUGAGCCAUUUGGGCUUAUUUGUAUUUCAAUUCAAAAAUUUUUUUAACUCAAUUUUCAUGAUGAAACGCAUUAAAAAAACCCAAUUAUGACUGGAAAAAUGAUUGUUUUUCAAGAAAAAUGAUUGUUUUUUGGCGUCUUUGAGGUAUCAUAACUAGACUUUGAGGCAAAAGGUGUGAAUGAAAUAUUGCUUUGACAGCAGUGUGCUCUAAAAUCUCACUAAAGUUGCAGAGGAUUCGGAAACUUAUCAUUUUUUCCCUGCUCUUUUAUUCAAAAAAAUCUAACCCAACUCGAAUUUCAGGCUCUGACUUUCCAAGCAAUGCUCCCAGCCCUAUUUGCCAUCGGAUCUGCCUCUUUUGCCAUAGCUGUUCUGGAUAUCGCUCACAAUUUAUUUUUGGAACAUCUAGUUCUGUCUACUUGUUGUGCAUCACCAGCUUUAUCACCUCUUGGGUCAAUACUCUUCAUAAAACCUUAUCGAGAUUUUGUCAGGCGUGAACUUCUGAAACGGCAUGUCAGCCAAGUUGACAGCAAAACGCACUCGAGAACUAUUGAGAUCUUUUGAAUAAAUCGUCCGGAUAAUAAAAAAAUAUGAAAGUGCCACAAAGAUCUUUUCAUUUAUGAAGAAUACUGUUUUUACUUCCUUUCAAACUUCACUAUUUCAAUCAACUUCUCCACGUGCUUUUCAAAUUUAUUUUCCUAAUUCCAUAAAAAAAAAGAGAACCUCUUCACUAGUAAAAAUAAUACCUUAAAAAAUCGAAAAAACUUGAAAGCAUUUCUUUACUUCCGGUGAGGUUACAGGUGCUCAUGGAGGGAGCUGGAAAACUCAAUUUCUAGGUAAUCAUUCUGCACCCACCAAUUAGACGGCGAACCUUUUUUUUUUUCACUUCUAAGCGUUUUUAUACAACUUUUUCUCGCGUAGUUGACCUUGUUGAUGGCUCUAAUAGCCUUUUUUUAUUAUUUUAAGAAAGAAUUUGGUUAUCUGAAUUAAUUUAGAAAAAAACCGACAUGGCUUCUACAGCUUCCUUGGCGUCUUAGAAUCAAAAAUUUUUCUGUAGCUCAAAAAUUUCAAUAAAAAAAAUGUAAACCUCUUCACUAAUGAGAAUUACUUUCUUGUUAAGAUUCUACAUUUUUCGUUUAUCACGAGGGAAUGAAAAUUUCUGGGAAGGCAUUGAAACUACAAAAAAAUUAAAAGCGUCAGAAGAAAAUUCAAAAAAAUGUGCUUAUCGAUGAAACAAAAAUUUAAGGGUUCAAAGAAAUAAGAUUGUAUCAUUAUUGAUCUCAUGAAUCCUGGUUCUCAUAAUACUCGCGGAGAUAACUUUCGAUUUGAAAAAAAAAGUUAACUGUCAGAAUAAAGUUGCGAAAUGGAGCUGGACGGGUCGAUCAGUUUCGCCCUACAGCCAAUUCUCGUCGUUUUUGGGUUUCUGCUCAACUGUCUUCAGUUGUACCUGGCAGCGUGCAAGACACCAGAGCCCUUGAAACGAUAUUCCAUUCUUAUUAUUGUUUUCGCAGUCACAGAUAUCGGUACGAGUAUCGGCGAGCUUGUUAGUCGCAUCAGGUGAGUAUCUCAGAAAAAAAAGAUUGAAGAUUUAGAAAAAUCCGAAACAUUUUCCUCGUUUUUGCCUAUCUCAACGAAUAGAGGAAUAUUUUUGGUCUGCUCGAGAAAGAAACAUUCUAGAACAUGAGUUUUAGUCUUCUUGAAUUUUGUUGAAAUCGAAUUUCGGUCCGCUUAGCUACUUUUGGACGUUGAUAUAAACCGUGAUUUUACAGAAUUAUUGCGUUUCCUCAAGCGAUCGUCUUUGUGAGCAAUGGUUUGUGUACCUACGGAGGCCCCAUUUCUUGCUAUUUAUGGUGAAGAAAUUUAGAAAAAAAUUCAUUCUACAGUAAGUUCAGGCAAAGCAUCACGGCCCAUUUCAUGAUUUACUCAGUUUACUUGAUGUUCCUGUCUUUCGGUUACCGCUACUACGUUAUUUAUCAUGGAUCAACUUCGGUGAUGGCCGUUUUUAUAAGUGUUGGGAUUUCCUACGUUCCCUCGUUCAUUCAAGUGGUACGAAUUGAAACUUUAACUCGAGUAAUCUAA